UGCAGCAUCUAGCCAGUGAAGGUUGGUGGGAAUUGAGGGUCGCCCGAGUCGAACAGAAUGCAGGGGAGAGAGAAUUGGGGAAGGCGAGAAGCAGAGCCGCCAGUGGGAGCAUAUAACAAGCCCCUUUCUGCAGUCCAACUGACGUUCUGCUCAUUUACCAGUGAAGUGACUGUUUGUAUCCUUUGCACCAAGAUAUCUCUAGUAUGUAUCUUUCGGUUGUGACCUUCCUCGCUCUCUCUGCUAUCGCUUCUGCCCAUAGCGAUCAUGGUCAGACUCCAUUGGCGGGACCGCAUCAAAGGCUGUGGUACAACACUCUCCCUGGCGACGGUGGCACUCAGGCCGACUCCGUCUUCUCCGGUAUCUCGACCUUUGGCCGUUUGCCUUACUUCCCCUGUCUUUCCAGCGAAGAGGAGCGAUACGACAUUGCUUUCUUAGGCGCUCCCUUUGAUACUGGCACUUCUUACAGACCUGGGGCGAGAUUUGGACCUAGUGGAAUUAGGCAAGGAUCUCGUCGUCUCAAUCUUUAUGGUGGCUACAAUGUGCCGCUGCAAGCGAACCCUUUCGUCAGCGACUUGAAGAUCUUAGACUGUGGAGAUAUCCCAGUCACUUCCUAUGACAAUGCUUGGGCCAUCCAGCAGAUUGAGGAAGGUCACAAUAGCGCCUUGAUGCGCAAGCCAUUUACCGAUGCCGAUGAGCUCGGGCUCUCCAAGGCCGGCAAGACUCUUCCACGUAUAAUUACUCUGGGAGGAGAUCACACCAUCACCCUUCCCUUACUGCGCAGUAUUAACAGGGCCUAUGGGCCUGUUACUGUUAUUCACUUUGACAGCCAUCUAGAUUCAUGGAAGCCAAAGGUCUUCGGCGGCUCACCUAGCCAGGUCGCCGCAAUCAAUCAUGGAACCUACUUCUACCAUGCUGCGAUGGAAGGCCUGCUCAAGAAUGAUACGAAUAUCCACGCUGGUAUUCGCACUACGCUUUCUGGUCCUUCGGACUACGAAAACGACGGGUACUGCGGGUUUGAGAUCGUCGAGGCCAGAGAAAUUGAUACUAUCGGAACGGAAGGAAUCAUCAAGAAAAUCAGGGACAGGGUCGGCACCGAGAACCUUGUUUACCUCUCCAUCGAUAUCGAUACUCUUGAUCCCGCUUAUGCCCCAGCGACAGGUACACCCGAGACGGGCGGCUGGUCGACGCGUGAGCUCCGCACCAUCAUUCGCGGAUUGGAUGGGUUGAACUUCAUCGGGGCGGACAUAGUAGAAGUCGCUCCAGCUUAUGAUACAAAUGCUGAACUUUCGACCAUGGCUGCUUCCGACGUCCUUUACGAGGUUCUGACCAUCAUGGUCAAGAAGGGUCCGCUAUCUGCUAGUCGUUCGGACGAGAUGUAGACGAUGUACUGCAUCGUGGAGAUGGCAGUGGCUUGUCUACGGCACUUUUAUGUCUCGUGACUUUUGACUGGAAGCAGAUGCGCUUAAUCUAGCCAAAACACCCCACAAGGCGGGUAGUUUGUAUCUAAGUUGGAUUGCAAGGCCUACACAAUAGCAU
Molecule: messenger RNA, 1536 nt
Organism: Aspergillus ibericus CBS 121593
Lineage: Eukaryota; Fungi; Ascomycota; Eurotiomycetes; Eurotiales; Aspergillaceae
Product: agmatinase
Exons: 9
Coding region: 204-1379 (391 amino acids)
Molecular function (GO): metal ion binding; agmatinase activity
Source: RefSeq, a predicted model, not a curated record